ACGGACGGAGGGAGGGAGGGAGGGACGGACGGACGAUGCCCGGGAAGCUGAAGGUGAAGAUCGUGGCCGGCCGCCAUUUGCCGGUGAUGGACCGGGCCAGCGACCUCACCGAUGCCUUCGUGGAGGUGAAGUUCGGGAACACGACGUUUAAAACGGAUGUGUAUCACAAGUCCCUCAACCCGCAGUGGAACUCCGAAUGGUUUAAAUUUGAGGUGGACGACGAAGAUCUCCAGGACGAGCCCCUGCAGAUCACCGUCCUGGACCACGACACCUACAGCGCCAACGAUGCCAUCGGCAAAGUCUACAUCGACCUGGACCCGCUCCUGUACAGCGAGGCGGCCACCGUCAUCUCCGGCUGGUUCCCCAUCUACGACACCAUUCACGGUAUCCGUGGAGAAAUCAACGUGGUGGUGAAAGUGGAUCUCUUCAACGACUUAAACCGAUUUAGACAAUCCUCCUGUGGAGUCAAAUUCUUCUGCACCACGUCCAUCCCCAAGUGUUACCGAGCCGUCACGAUCCACGGGUUCGUGGAGGAGCUGGUGGUCAACGAAGACCCCGAGUAUCAGUGGAUCGACCGCAUCCGAACCCCCCGGGCCUCCAACGAAGCCCGGCAGAGGCUCAUCUCCUUGAUGUCAGGCGAGCUGCAGAGGAAGAUCGGGCUGAAGGUCCUGGAGAUGCGCGGGAACGCCGUGGUCGGCUACCUGCAGUGCUUCGACCUGGAGGGCGAGUCGGGGCUGGUGGUCCGCGCCAUCGGGACGGCCUGCACCCUGGAGAAGCUGACGACGGCCGCCCCCGCCCAGCCCGCCUGCAACUCUCCCUCCAGAGAGACCAAGGAGAUGGCCUUCAGUGAAGAGCCCAAUCCCAACACUCACUCUUCAGGACCCUCCACCCCUCUGAAAAACCAAACCUAUUCCUUUUCACCUUCCAAGUCCUACAGCCGCCAGUCCUCUUCUUCUGACACAGAUUUGAGUUUGACACCCAAGACGGCCCCUCCCCCGCAGAGGCGUGGGAUUUCCCCGUACCCCAGCUCCCCCCACCCCAUCUCUGGAGGUCCCCCUCGUCUUAAAAAAUCCCGCCUCCGUCUCCCCGGACCCAGGCCUCCCCCCCGCCGGUCUGACCGUUCGAGCCCCGCCGUUCUGAGGGAAGGCGUUUCUUUCAGCGAAGAGCCGUUCCUCGCUGCUUCCGGGAUGGGCAGCGGCAGCGCCGGAAAGGAGGGCGGCCCCUUGAAGGCUCUCUUAAGGCAGCAGACGCAGUCGGCGCUGGAGCAGAGGGAAUUUCCAUUUUUGACUCUGACGGCCUUCCCCCCGGGCUUCCUGGUCCACGUGGGCGGCGUGGUCAGCGCGCGCUCCGUGAAGCUCCUGGAUCGCAUCCACAAUCCGGAUGAACCGGAGACCCGGGACGCCUGGUGGGCCGAAAUCCGACAAGAGAUAAAGUCCCACGCCAAAGCGUUGGGUUGUCACGCCGUGGUGGGCUACAGCGAAUCCACUAGCAUUUGCGAGGAGGUCUGCAUCCUGUCGGCGUCGGGCACGGCGGCCGAGCUGAACCCCCGGUUCCUGCAGGACGGCACCGUCGACGGAUGUUUGGAACGAAGGCUAGAAGAGACCUUGUCCUUAAAUUGCGGAUUCUGCCACAUCCCGUACGACGAGUUGAACAUGCCGUUCCCGGCCCACCUCACCUAUUGCUACGGCUGCAGGAGGCAGAAGGUCCCCGACGUCCUGUUCGCCACCAUUGACCUCCCGGCCGACGCCACCGUGGUUGGGAAAGGCUGCCUCAUUCAGGCCCGGUUAUGUCGUCUGAAGAAGAAGGCCCAGGCAGAAGCCAACGCGACGGUGAUCAGCAACCUGCUGCCCUUCAUGGAGUACGAGGUGCACACCCAGCUGAUGAACAAGCUGAAGCUGAAGGGCAUGAACGCCCUGUUCGGGCUCCGGGUGCAGAUCACGGUGGGAGAGAACAUGCUGAUGGGCCUGGCGUCGGCAACGGGCGUCUAUCUCACGGCCCUGCCGACGCCCGGCGGGAUUCAGAUCGGCGGGAAGACGCCGAACGACGGCUCCUACGAACAGCAUAUUUCCCACAUGCAGAAGAAGAUCAACGACACGAUCGCGAAGAACAAGGAGCUGUACGAGAUCAACCCUCCCGAAAUCCCCGAAGAGAUGAUCGGCUCCCCCAUCCCCGAGCCCCGCCAGCGAUCGAGGCUGCUGAGGUCGCAGUCCGAAAGCUCCGAUGAAGUCGCGGACCUCGAUCUUUCGCACGGGAAAAAGGAUGCUUUCGUGUUGGAGAUAGAUGACACGGACGCCAUGGACGAUGUCCACUCCCUGCUCACGGACGUCCCCCCGCCGGCGGGUUUUUAUAGCUGUAACACCGAAAUUAUGCCUGGUAUAAAUAAUUGGACGUCGGAAAUACAGAUGUUCACCUCGGUAAGAGUGUCCAGGUUAAGCAAUAUUAAUCUGACGAAUCAGACCCUUAACAAGAACUUCAAUGACCUCUGUGAGAAUCUGCUGAAGAGCCUGUAUUUCAAGCUUCGCUCAAUGAUUCCCUGCUGCCUGUGCCACGUGAAUUUCACAGUAGCUCUUCCUGAAGAUGAAUUAAUUCAGGUCACAGUUACUGCCGUCGCCAUCACGUUCGACAAGCAUCAAGCUUUGCAGACUGUUAAAAGUAAUGCUGACAAGUCACUGCAGACAGCCUCCACAGACAACGAAGAGCUCCUGCAAUUCCCUCUGGAACUGUGUUCAGAAUCAGUUGCCUCUCAACCUUUCACACCGGCUAAAGAACCCCCGGAGAGUACCAGUUCUAACUCAGGUAUACCAGCCGCCCACAGAGCAACGUCAGUUGAUUACAGUUCCUUUGCAGACAGAUGCAACAGCUGGAUAGAGCUCAUUAAACUGAAAGCUCAGACCAUAAGGCGCGGAUCGAUUAAGACAACGGCCCCGGCGGAGAGAGGCAGCCCCCCGCCCGAGAGCCAGGCCCGCCAGCGCUCGGCCCCGGCCUGCCCCACCGCCACCGUGGGGGUGGUCAAGAUGACGCCCCUCUCCUUCAUCCCCGGGGCGAAGAUCACCAAGUAUCUCGGGAUCAUCAAUAUGUUCUUCAUCCGAGAGACCACUUCGCUGCGUGAGGAAGGCGGCGUCAGCGGAUUUCUCCACGCCUUCAUCGCGGAAGUGUUCGCCAUGGUGCGGGCCCACGUGGCCGCGCUGGGGGGCAACGCCGUGGUCUCCUACAUCAUGAAGCAGUGCGUCUUCAUGGAGAAUCCAAACAAGAACCAGGCCCAGUGCCUCAUCAACGUCAGCGGGGACGCCGUCAUCUUCGUCCGCGAAUCCGAAUCGGAGACGGCGCCGGCCACCGGCUACCAGCCCGCUCCGGCCACCCCGGCGGCCACCCCGGCCCCCGUCACCGCCUGAGCCGCGCGCCGGACGGUCCCGGAGCCCACCCCCUCCUCCUCCUUCGGAUCCCGCGGUCAUUCGUCGGGUCGCACGUCCGGGACCUCGGGGGGGGGGGGGGGGGGGGGGGCAGACGGACACCCGGAAGGGCUCCGGCCGACGAGAGGUGCCCUCGGCCCGUCGAAAUCCAGCCGGGAGCCGGGGGCGGGGGAUCCGGGCCUGGCGGACACCCGCCCGGACGGCGGGAGCGUCAAGCCAGUCUCGGCCGCUGACGACGACGCUCCGGAAGGAGGGAGGGCGAUGGGAGCGGGCUCCGCAUUUUUCCAAAUAAGUAAAUCACCAAGCAGGUCAUUUACCUAACCGGUGAUCGACCAAAUAAGACGGGAAGCCAACCCGAGAAGCCCCGGCCCGGCUGCCCCGAGGCCACGGAGGGCAGAGCGUCCGACACGGCGACGGGGUUCUCUCUCUUCGGAGCGGGAAGCCGGAGAGACGGUUCUGGGAAGCUGGGGAGCCAAACCCGAAAAGCUCCUAGUCGACUGAGCAAUCUGGUGACCGCCGAAAGGGGAAGCAGUUUCUUUACAAGCCUUUGUUGUUGUAUUUUAACUUUCGAAACGCUUGAAAGUAUAAUAAUUGUUAGGCCAGGACUGUCGUGACGCAGAAGGGAGUUUACCGGUGUCAGUGCAUUUCGUUGUAAGCGUCUGUCAUUUUUGAGGGAAUGGAAAGGUUAAUUUAUGGCUUACUCCAGAAAUACAGAUAUUUUGUUCGGUCGGUCCUGGCUGGGUAAAUUGGAAAGCAAGAUAGGUUUCCUGUAGCAUUCCUUUCUAGCAGGCCAAGUCCAAUUCUGGGAAGAAAAAAAUAAUUGGAGAAAAUAGAGGCAGGGAGAAAAGCACAUUUCUAGCCAACUCUUCGACUUGGGUUAAUUAAAAUAAAAAGGAAAGAUGUAGAUCGGUUGUGGAUGGUGAGGUUUGGACCGCGCUGGAUGUGGAAUGUGGAAUACGAAACUUGAAUGUAAAUAUGCUGCAGCGUUGACUUAAGGCAUAGGAAUGAUUCGUUUCUGUCAAUGCCAAAUUCCCAAUGUAAAUGAUCGUCCCAAGGCACAUUCCUCUUUGCACAAUAAAAUUUCUUUAUGAAACUUCA
Molecule: messenger RNA, 4508 nt
Organism: Ornithorhynchus anatinus (platypus)
Lineage: Eukaryota; Metazoa; Chordata; Mammalia; Monotremata; Ornithorhynchidae
Gene: C2CD5
Product: C2 calcium dependent domain containing 5
Exons: 28
Coding region: 36-3392 (1118 amino acids)
Biological process (GO): intracellular protein transmembrane transport; protein localization to plasma membrane; positive regulation of D-glucose transmembrane transport
Cellular component (GO): plasma membrane
Molecular function (GO): calcium-dependent phospholipid binding; calcium ion binding
Source: RefSeq, a predicted model, not a curated record